GUCCAGAAUAUUUCUUCCUGCGUACGAAUGAAACAGACACAUCGAAAUUAAAACAGUACAUGCUACUGAGCACAGGACUGUCUAGGGCGAUACGCAAUGGGCAGCAUUUCGCAGGGAGUCCUUUACCGUCCUUUGGCGGAAGGAGAGCUUCGCUUGAUCACCAUACAUCCGCAACUUGAGAACGACGUCCUCUGUUGUUCUCUAGAAACAUUUUCUCUCACUGAGACAACACCCGUCCAUCGCCAGUUCCUUCACUCAUACGAGUCUCCGAGUACACCUAGACGCUGGUUGAUCUCGACAUGGGCAUCCAUCCAGCGAGCCAAGGUAGUAAGUCGACUUCCAGCGACUCGUUCAAUGGGCUCCUUCACUCCAACACGCAACUGCUUUCGCUUUUCCUGGGGCGACUUUGCGGCAUUAUCAUACGUCUGGGGUACAGACCACGCGGGAAAGAUCAUUGUCAACGGCCAAGAGACGACGGUGACAAAAAACUUGGAAGAGGCACUGCGCGAGUUGAGGGUAGACAAAGGACGCUUUGCAGACAAGUACAAGUUGUGGGUCGACGCACUAUGCAUCAAUCAACUCGACGAAAAUGAAACCGCGGAGCAAGUAUCUAGGAUGCGGGAGAUUUAUUCCCAGGCAUGGGCAGUCAUCGCAUGGUUGGGACCAGCAGCAGACGACACCGAUCAGGGAAUGCAUCUCCUAUGUGGCCUCGCUCGCCUGAACAAUGAAGAGAAGGAUCAAUUAUCAGAUUCACUGGAAACGAAUCCAACAUACUUUGGUAAUUCUGCAUUUUAUGGCCUCAACAGUCUCAUGAAGCGGCCGUAUUGGUCACGAUUGUGGAUUAUUCAAGAGCUGGUUCUCGGAUCAAACUCGACCGUGUUGAAGUGCGGGGGGCAUACCCUGGACUGGUCAACUUUCACUCACGGCAUUUCCACUCUGUAUCAUGGGGGAAUUUGGGCCGCUAAAGAUUGGCUGUUGAAGAGCGAAGUGAAGAAUAAGGAUAUUGGUUCAGACCCGCGGUGGGCGACAGCCAGCAUUCAUCUAGUCCACCAGGACCUACGACCACUGAGUAAGUACGAAGUCAGGGGUGGAGAGCGGCAAGGUAUGAGGAAGCUCCUCGAACUCGCCAAAUCUGAAAGUCGUGAUGAGAAGGACAAAGUCUUUGGCCUUCUUGGGAUGAUGGAUCCUGCUAUUGUACAACGGCUGGUUUGCAAAUACUCAAAGUCGACAGCAGAGAUCUUCCGCGCAACUACCGUUGCUUUCAUCGAACACUACGGCAACCUGGAGCCACUCCGAGAAGCUAACCCUUGGGGUAGCGCUCAUACGCUUUCAUGGGUUGUAGACUGGACUUGGCGAGGCAGACUCCGGUAUUCCAAGCCGGAGUCCGUUUUCAUCGGCCCGUUUUGGACUCCUGGCACCCCAGAGCCUCGACCAGAGACGAUUUACUGUGCAGACGGGCAAAGAAGGCCUCAAUAUUCCUUUCUUACUGGUGGCCAGCUGCUUAGAUGCCAAGGGCUCAUUCUAGAUACGGUGUGUGGGCUCGGGGCUUGCAAGCGUGGCCAUUUUGAAUGGGACACAACAACGGUUGUGCAACCAGAAACAUGGACAAGCAUCUAUAGCGACACGCCAAAAGCAUUGUACAGCGCCUUGCUUCUCGGGCGUGUUUCAAAUGGCGAGCAUGUCAGUGAGCGACAUAGCGCUUUACUCAAUCUGCCCAGGACAUACGAUUCGGCGUUUGGGCAGUUUGAGUCUCUGGGGUGGCCAUGGAUGAAGGAUCAAGAAGCGUACUACUUCCGAUGGGUGGGGUGGAACAAGGUCCACGACAAGAUGAAGAUGGGUGGCAAGUGUCUGGGCGAAUACUUCACAGAUCUGAUCCCAGAGGAAGCCUCCGAGUUCGACUACGCCGAAGUGUUUUUGGCGGCUGAUCGAUCCGGGAUCGGUAGACGGUUGAUGUUCACGCAAAAGGGCUACCUGGGGUGGGCACCGGACAACACGCGCGGAUCGCUCGAGGAACAGGUCCAAACCGGUGACAUGAUUUGUGUCGUGUUUGGAUGCAGUACACCCUUGGUAAUAAGGCCAAUGGGGGAGAAUUUCCUCGUGUUAGGGGAGGCAUAUGUUGAGGGAAUGAUGGAUGGAGAAGCGGUAGCACUGUUGGAGCGGGGUGAGCUGGUGGAACAGGAGCUGGUUUUCGUGUAAGCGCCGAGGGGCCAGGAUGGAGGGCGGGGGGAUACAUGGGGUCAAGGUGCAGUCGAAGGAGAAGUAACCGUAGAUCGAGUUAAAAAUUUUUU
Messenger RNA from Ilyonectria robusta, 2288 nucleotides. Its product is annotated as heterokaryon incompatibility protein-domain-containing protein. Bases 97 to 2196 code for a protein of 699 amino acids. The record is from RefSeq and is a predicted model, not a curated record. Lineage: Eukaryota; Fungi; Ascomycota; Sordariomycetes; Hypocreales; Nectriaceae. The transcript has a single exon.